Molecule: messenger RNA, 382 nt
Organism: Astrephomene gubernaculifera
Lineage: Eukaryota; Viridiplantae; Chlorophyta; Chlorophyceae; Chlamydomonadales; Astrephomenaceae
Source: the annotation of a GenBank genome assembly
GAGCAGCGAAGGCGGAAGCGGAGGAUGAGUUGCCGCCUCAGCUGUUGCACCAGCACGUGGGGCACCGCAAGGGGCGCGUGACGGACUUCCAGUGGCACCCCACCGACCCAUGGGUCAUCAUGAGUGUGUCGGAGAACUGCGCCGGCAGCGAUGAUGAGGCGGCGGCGGACGGCAGCCUGCAGGUGUGGCGCAUCUCGGACCUCGUCUACCGGCCCGCGGAGGAGGUGGUGGCGGAGCUGGAGGAGCACAGGCAAUUCAUCAUGCGCGGCACCUCGCCUGCCGACAAGGACAAGGGCAGGGAGAAGGACAAGGCGGCCAAGAGUGAGCGGGACAAGGCGGAGACGGACGCGGCUUCCUAGGGGAAGCGGCGGUUGGAAGGAGG